CCCAAGGUCUGCCUGACUAGGACCAUACCACUGAUCAGAAAAUUGGGGGAGGGUUGCUAAACCAGCCAAGCUGAAAAAAAUGAGCUUUUUUUUUUCAAAAACCUUUUGAAUAGAAACUCUCUGGUCUCUCCCCCGUCGCUUUCUCCCAAAUAGUCCAAUCCAAACCUAGAGGGGAAAGAGGGUGGGAGAGGGAGACAGCUGAUCAGUGCUAUGGUAUUCUGAGUUGAGAGAACAGAGAGAGAGAGAGAGAGAGAGAGAGAGAGGAAGCUGACAGAAAAAGAGGAAGACACUUUAACCGUCCGUGGAGAACAAACAGACAGCCGGAAGAAUUCAGAAGAGAAAACAAGAGAAUGUUUUAGAAUGAAGGUGACAAAACAACUGUGAGUGAGUGAGAGAGAAAGAGAGAAAGACAAGGAGGCUUGACAUCAAAAGAAGAAAACAAACGUCUUGAAAAUAAGCAAGUGGCAAGAAACGUGACUUGAGUGCCACGUGAAGUUUCCUGCUGCUGGAGAAACACAUCUCAAGAAGGAGAGGGAGAGGGAGAGAGGGGAAGACAAACACAGGACCAAGGAGACCAAGCUUGAAAUAAGAGGACGGAAAUUUUAAAAAGGAAGAAAUUGCGAUGAAAUGCGACCCGAGGACGUAGGAGGAUAGAGAGACUGAAAGACAGAAAAAGAGAGAGAGAGACACAAGCUCGACUGCUGAUCAGUAAAGACGUGUGUGUGCAUUUUUGAAAGAAGAGAUGUCGUGGUUGUCACCAAUGCAGUGGGCCAAAUGGACCUGGUCUGCCAUGAAAGGAGCAGAAGAGGAUGAGCAUGACGACAACGACGUCCAAAAUGGAGAGAUAGAAGAAGAUGAUGAUAAUGAGGAAGAGGAGAGAUCUCAGAGCUUCAGGCAAGUCAUCUCUAAAGACAGCAUGACUAAAGAUCAACAGGCAUUCAGGCUGGACAGCUCGGAUUCCGAGGGUCAUUUUGAGACGCCUGAAACGGCGUCACCUGUCCAUGAACCACUGGCACCAACCAAAAAUCUCAUCACAGAGGAGGACAUUGUGGCCAUUUCUGUAACUGCAGAGGUGAAACUUGCUAACCAGGACAGUUGUCCAAAACCAGAGACAGAUGAUUUGGACUGUAACAGCCUGCUUCCAGAAAUUCCAAAGAUGAAAUCUUCUCUCAUUCCUGAAUCCACAGAGGUGGAAGCAGUCUCACAAAGUCCUGUAAAUGUGGACGAUAUUCCUCUUCCCAAGAAAUCGUACACCUUUGAACCUGAUAUAAAGCAUCAUGUAGAAGACGAAUCUUUGAAAAAUGGACAAAAAGAGGACACUGAUAAAAAUCUUAAACCUACAGAAACAGAAGAGGGAUGUAACGUGGCCAGUGCUGCUCUAGCUGAAAAUUCAGAACACACGUCUACAUUCGAUGACAAGGAUGGAGAGAGCAAAAAGUCUCCGUCUCAGAAACGAGGAAAUAAAAAAGCUGGAACCAAACCCAUGUCUAAAAAAACCAAGCCCAAGGUGACGUCGGGAGAACACGACACACGUGCUGCUUCAAACGUGGAUGACAUUCCUCUCCCCAAAACUUCUUACAAUUUUGACCCGAGCCAGUGGGAUGACCCUAAUUUCGACCCUUUCGGAGGUAAAAGUAACAUCCAGAACUCUCAGACGCUCCCGAAAAUGUCGUACAAUUUUGAUCCGGAUAACUUUGACGAUUCGAUGGAUGCCUACAAGCCAACUAACAAGAUCAUUGGUAGCAGCGAUUCAGAGAGAACCAAUGAUGAGGAACCGAAGGUUGAACAGAACAAGGAGUGCCCUCUGUUGGAGGAGAGGAAAGUGAGGCAGUCGCCCAAGAAGAGCAAAGACAAGAUCAUUUCGACCAAUGAACAAGCACGCUUUCUCUGUUUGCUGCUGAACACAUGCAAAGUAAAGAAGUUUGAUAGCACAUCAUUAGUGCUGGACGUCUGCAAGCAGGUUGAGGAAGAACAGGAGGAGCCGGUACGUCACGCCACAGAUGAGGAGAAACUCGCAUCUACAUGCACGAUGCAGAAACAUGAUAAAACAUCAAAAGCAGAAGAUGAUGUGGAAAUAAAAAAAGAUCAUUAUCCUGAGAAGGAGAUAUGCACUCCUAGUGAGAGCUUGGAGAAGACCGGCCCCAACCUUGACUCCAUCGCGCUCAGUGAGAUGGACAAAGCCGCUGUUCUGAUUCUCAUCAGAGAGGAGAUAAUAGCGAAAGAGAUCGAGGCAAACGAGUGGAAGACGAAAUAUGAGGAGAGCAGAAUGGAGGUGUUGGAAAUGAGGAAAAUUGUGGCUGAGUAUGAGAAGACAGUAGCACAGAUGAUCGAAGACGAGCAGAGAAAGAACAUGGGCUCUCAGAACAGCGUCCAGCAGCUGAUAAACGAGCGGGAUCAGGCACUGUCCGAUCUGAACUCGGUCGAGCGCUCGCUCUCUGAACUGUUCCGCCGCUACGAGAACAUGAAGACCGUGCUGGAGGGAUUCAAGAAGAAUGAAGAAGUGCUGAAGAAGUGUGCUCAGGAAUAUUUAGGGCGCGUCAAGCAGGAGGAGCAGCGUUACAACACACUCAAAAUCCACGCUGAGGAGAAACUCGACAAGGCAAAUGAAGAGAUCGCUCAGGUGCGUACGAGGGCAACCGGUGAGUGUGUGGCGUUAAAUGCCAGCCUAAGGAAGGAACAGAUGAAGGUGGAGUCUCUGGAGCGAGCGUUGGAACAAAAGAAUCAAGAAAUCGAGGAGCUUACGAAGAUCUGUGAUGAACUCAUCGCCAAACUCGGCACAACAAACUGACCACUUUUUUGGAUUUAGAUUUGAGCUUACGUCCUGACUGAACCCCGCCCCCCUUCACUCAGCUCCGCCUCCAACAUAGUCCCGCAUGUACAAUAUGCCUGCCUGGAUCUCUCUCCAACAUCUGCAGCGUGGAAUUGCUGCAUCAGCUAAAGUAAUGUGCCUAUAAUAGAGACUUUUGAUUCCGAGACAUGGCGGUAACACGGUGAUCUGCACGAACCGCCAGCGCUAACUGCAGUUUUAAUGAUUCAUGCAUCUGAUCGAAUUAACACUUUUUGCCACGACUCUUGCUGCAUUUACCCCUGGCAUUAACAUGUGACCUGUAUCCAGAUGUUGUCCUCAUUCACUUUGAUAAGUGUAAACUUGCUUCUGAUCGGAAUGUUAUCCGUUCAGCGUGUCCUGGUCCAGAGGUAGUCAAGGACGCAUUGUGAUCAGAUCUCAGUGUAAUGUAAUUCACAGGACGACAUCACGCAAAACCCCCCUCUCUCUACCGCUGCAUGCAGCCGUGUGGCUUUGCAGUACAAUCAAUUGGGAAUACAUCACAAAUAUAGUGAUACGUUUGCCUGCACACUUGAAAGUUGAAUAACCACUCACCACCCACCACAGCUGCCGACGUUCAUGGUUCCAUAUGUUUCUUUUUACUGUUUACACAUUGAAAUCUAUCCACCUUAUUACUAACUGAAGCCUCCUCAUCCUUCCCAUUUGCAUUACUUGUAAAAUGUCUUGUGGCUAAAAUGUAUUUUAAAAGAAAAACCACCACUUCAGUCUGACUCGCUAUUGGGGCCAUCUUCUGCAGACUUACAGAAGUCAGUUGGUGUUUCCAAGUGUAAACGCUCCAUGUCCAGAUUGACUGAUGAUCCAAUCUGCUUGAUCAGCUUGCCAUGUUAAAGCCAAGUGUAAACGCAGCCUUUGAUUUAGUUUGGAUGCAGUGUGCUUCAUCUGUGAGGCGAAUGAGUGUGUGUGUGUGUGUGUGUGUGUGUGUGUGUGUGUGUGUGUGUGUGUGUGUGUCUUCCUUCCUUACAGUACAUGCACUUUGUAAUAUGUGUGUGUAUGAUAGAGAGAGAGAUAGAGAGAGAGAAAAAGUAUAAAAGAGAGAAACUAUAAGACUAUAUAUUUUUCCAGACUAAGACUUUUUUCCCCCAGUCAAAUUUGCCUUAGGCAUCAAAUUAGUUGUCAUGGAAACCAAAUGCUUAGAUAAUCGUAUUCACAUAGCUACUAGAAGAGAACUGAUGCUUGUAAGGAGUUACCACACAGUAAGGCACAAAGUGUUUUAUUGUUCUUUAACACAAUUUGCCAACACUAAUCUUUUUUUGUGUCGGAAAGUAAUCACAAGCAAAACCACUUACAUUAUAGCAGCUAUAAACAUAAUUCCCUCGACACUCUGGAAACUUGGUAAAUCUGUAUGCAAAUAUCUAUGCUGUGUGUGUGUGUGUGUGGGUGUGUGGGUUGUUUGAUUAACCCUUCCAGCCACUGGUAUCUCUCUUUCUCUCUCUACAACAACAGCAGUGAAAGUGCCAGUGCAAUCCAAUGACGCACACAUUUUAUUGUAAAUAAGAAUCGAUUACAUGUUUAUUUUGUAUUAUUAUAAAAGUUUAUGGUUCGCUCAUUCUGUGGGGAUUCGAAGCGAAAACAAGAAAGUCUUGCUAACAAAUGAUUAUAUCGUGUUCAGGGGUGUCAGUGUUCACACACUGGGCUUUGUGUUACAGUAAAAUUUUUAUGUUACAUUUAGUAAUGCACUAACCUUCCAGUACAGUACAGGACUGGUAUUAAGUCUGAAAUGUAGGCGGAGCUUAGAUUUUUUUUAAUUAGCCACAACGCUAACCUUUCUUUUCACUUCCUAAUGGUUUAAUGUGACUAAACUUUGUGGUGCAAGUAGCUGAUGUGUAGUUAGCCACUAAUACAUAUUUAAAUGAUCUAAUAAUACCAUUGUGUAAUUAAACAGAUUACAGCUACAGAUCCUGAGGUAAAAUAUUCGAAGCAGUAAUAAUAAAUCCGUAUGUCAAUAUUGACGUUACAAGAAAAUAACCAAGCUUGUAAUCGGCUAAUCAAAUAUAACCUAAGCUCCGCCCAUUCUUGAUUCUGCAAUACAUUUAAUAAUGGUUUAAAAUUAAUCAGGUGUGAUGUAACGCACAAUGAUACGAACUCUGAAAGUGAUCGAACUUGAUCUUUUAUUCAAUCUUUAUUUUAUUUUUAUGAAGGUAGAAAGAAACUUUUUAAUGCUUAUAAUUUGUAAAAGAAAACUUUCAUCUGAUUACAAUUUAAGCACUUCAGAAAUCAAGCGAAUCCAGAAUGAACUUGAGGAGUUUAACACAUUUUAUUUAUGGAUUGGAAUCGCUGAUUUGUCUUCAUGUUUUGUCUGUGUUUCAGAACUGCUUCCAAUAUGCCCUUAUUGACUUUCGUUCAAUCAAUUAGAUGGACAUUAGCCAGGAACUCCUGGAAGUCCUCUAGGAGGUGUUGCUGUGGUAUAACUUUGAAAAACAGUGGAUUUUUGUAAAUUGUUGAAUGAAAUUUUAAUUGCUUUGGAUAUAGGAGCUGAUAAAAUAGAGGUCUAAUAGCUAAUUACCACAUGAAAUAGAUAGCAAACUAGUUAUUUACUAGUUAUUUACUAGCUAGUUCAGCAGCUGAAUUUAAAGAACCAACAAAUACGAAUCAAUAAAUUGUACAUAUAAUA
Messenger RNA from Silurus meridionalis, 5456 nucleotides. It is a transcript of the gene tacc1, whose product is annotated as transforming, acidic coiled-coil containing protein 1. The record is from RefSeq and is a predicted model, not a curated record. NCBI's taxonomy places the organism in Eukaryota, Metazoa, Chordata, Actinopteri, Siluriformes, Siluridae. Gene Ontology annotation, biological process: cerebral cortex development; mitotic spindle organization; cell population proliferation. The coding region runs from base 743 to 2788 and encodes 681 amino acids. Gene Ontology annotation, cellular component: cytoplasm. The transcript is spliced from 14 exons.